AUCUAUGGCUAUUCGUCCAGGUCGAUGACAGACUAUCAUUGUUGCUAGGUACCAUCAUCCGGAUAAGGAUAGAAGUAUCCGGGAUAGGAAUGAGCGUGAAGUUCUACACAAAACGGAACAGGUGCUUGGUGACUCUCGUCUUGCGAAACACAAUGGAGAUCCUCUUGCAUGGACGACAAAGAUAACAUUAAAAACUACAAGAUUGAUUAAGCUAAAGUAAAUGCUUAACAUACAAAAACAAGUAUUGUAGUGUAGUGCACUUUAAUACGCAAACGCUCCCACUGCUCACCUCCGCCUGUAGUUCAUAACACCGCAUGAAAAUUCAUCCCCUAUCAAAAAACAUGCUGAAGUAAAAAAGUCUCGUAUGAUUCAUCAUCAUUGACUGAUCAGUUUUCAUAACUACAAUGAAAUUGUAGGCUCAUGCCACACCAUCUGCGAUAGCAUCAUCGCUUGGUCAUUCACACAAGUGGGAAUAGGAAUUGUGAGAGCAAUAAAAAUAGAAUUGAGCAGCCAUCCAUUUCAUUGAAGACUUCAUUUUACCAAAAAUGGUUCAUGAGAUAAGGAAACUAAUGUGACCAACGAAGCCAGCAUGGUGAUAGUAGAACUAAUGUGACCAACGAAGCAAUCAAAAUCAUUUUAACAAGCUGCAUAUCCUAGAGAUCGUCCACAGUAAAAGGACAUUAGAACUUAAGCCAGACCAAACCUACACAAAAAGAACAGACUUCUACACAAAUAAGGACGUGAUUCUUGAUCCAUAGUGUACACAAAACAUUUAUAGUUCUUGUUUAGAUGAACAAGUUAACACAAGCAUGCCUCACACCACAAACAUCAGCCACCAACAACUAAUUUGAUGCACCCCUGCAAUCUCUAUAUCAUAAAAAGGUAAAUAUAUAUGAAUUUAUGUAUCAAAUAAUAUGAUUGAUUGAAUUUUAGAUUUUCAUGUCCUAUAUGUUGUACAUGGACUUCUCUGUGUGUAAUUUCAUAUUUUUUCAUUUACAUACAACAAGACAUGGACACUCCUUGGGCAAAUUUUACAUUCCCAGUUCUAGAUCAGAAAAGCAUCCAACCAGCAGGUGCAACAUCAGUUCUUGCUAAGCAGGCGGCAUCUCCUGAUCAACAUUCUCUUCCCACCAAGUAGCAUUCUACAGCACAGAAAAUUGAUUAUUGUAACUCGUAUUGUCUCUAUGAUGUGCUAUAAUGAAAUGUAGUUUAUGCAAGCAGGCGCUUUGACAUUCUCUUCCCACCAAGUAGCAUUCUGCAGCACAGAAAAUUGAUUAUUGUAACUCGUACUGUCUCUAUGAUGUGCUAUAAUGAAAUGUAGUUUAUGCAAGCAGGCACUUUGAAGCUGCAACCGGCUGUUUAGCUAGGAUAAGAUGAGCCAUGUAUCCUCUUCUAAGAAAUUCAAGGCAGCUUCCUUGUUCUUCUUGUAAACCAAUAACUCUCGAUUCACCUCUAACUGAAUAAGCCCGUACAUGGACUACAUCAUGGAUUGGAUAGAAACCCAGCUGGACGACGAAGCCAUUUUCCCUCAACGGCUUGGGGCUGCUUUCCCUCCCAACUUCCACGACGUUGUCAAGACGGUCCUGAAGCGCCUCUUCGGGGUGUACGCGCACAUCUACCACUCCCACUUCCAUAUGAUCGUCAAGCUCAAGGAAGAGGUGCAUCUCAACAUUUGCUUCAAGCACUUUGUGCUCUUCACGCUGGAAUUCAAGCUGAUCGAGAGCGCAGAGCUGGCUCCUCUCAGUGAGCUGUCAGUACUAAACUGGUGAGAUAGUUCGAAUAGGCGGCAGCCGCGGCACACCAAGUGUUCAGUUUAAUGUUCGUUUGGUUUCGGAUGGAACAUCUCCAUUUACACAUUUGGUAUCAGCCGUUGGCAACUCAGAUGAUCUCCGUAUCAGCCGUUGAUAUCUACCUAUUCUAUUACUAUAUCCCUUCUCUUUAUUAAAAAAGAAGGGUUCGAUCCAAAGUUGUGCCUCUCAGAACCUUUUAGCGCCAUACCGCUGCUGUACUGGAUGAUUUUGGCACAGACAGAAGCUAAUGUCAGUUCUAAAUUCUUUUUUA
Molecule: messenger RNA, 2061 nt
Organism: Zea mays
Lineage: Eukaryota; Viridiplantae; Streptophyta; Magnoliopsida; Poales; Poaceae
Product: MOB kinase activator-like 1A
Exons: 3
Coding region: 1473-1769 (98 amino acids)
Source: RefSeq, a predicted model, not a curated record